This is a messenger RNA of Carica papaya (papaya), 2105 nucleotides long. RefSeq names its product plastid transcriptionally active 17 (gene PTAC17). Gene Ontology annotation, cellular component: cytoplasm. Lineage: Eukaryota; Viridiplantae; Streptophyta; Magnoliopsida; Brassicales; Caricaceae. The record is from RefSeq and is a predicted model, not a curated record.
CCUUCCGAACCAGAAGGGCGAAAACAAAAAUCUCAUCUCCAUUUCAAGUAUCUAUAACCCUCCUGCUACUGCUAUGUUCUCCUCCCUCGUCUAGUAAAUCCAUAAACCCUGAAAAACCCUCAAAAACCUCCAUAGAAAUGGCGACGCUGUCGAGACUGGAUGUAGCUACAAGUUUCUUCACCUUCUCUUCUCGCUGCACCACGAUUUUCCCUCUCUUAUCCACACCUAAAGCCCGUCACAGGACCCUGUCUUUUUUCUCCCAAACGCCGCCGUUCUUUCACUCCGGAGCAUUCUCCAUUAAGUCAACUAAGCGCAGCCAACGCAGCCGCUUCUUUUCAGUCUCCGCCACCGCUGCCACGACGCCGCAGAGUGAGGAGUCCAAUGUUUCCACUAAGAUUCCAUCUGAUAACCGGAUUCCCGCCACCAUAAUUACUGGGUUUCUAGGUUCUGGCAAGACGACGUUGCUCAACCAUAUUCUGACAGAAAAUCAUGGGAAGCGGAUAGCUGUGAUUGAGAAUGAGUAUGGUGAAGUAGACAUUGAUGGCUCUCUAGUUGCUGCCAAAGCUGCUGGAGCUGAGGACAUAAUUAUGCUUAACAAUGGCUGUCUAUGCUGUACAGUUAGAGGUGAUCUUGUGAGGAUGAUCUCAGAAUUGGUCAGAACGAGGAAGGGGAAAUUUGACCAUAUUGUAAUAGAGACUACAGGAUUGGCAAAUCCCGCCCCAAUCAUUCAGACAUUUUAUGCAGAAGAAGAAAUUUUCAGUGAUGUCAAGUUGGACGGUGUUGUAACUUUAGUUGACGCAAAACAUGCUGGUUUUCACCUCGAUGAAGUUAAACCGAAAGGAGUAGUCAAUGAGGCAGUGGAACAAAUUGCUUAUGCAGACCGCAUUAUAUUGAAUAAGAUUGAUCUUGUUGGUGAGCCUGAAAUUGCUUCUUUGGUGCAGCGGAUAAGGAACAUUAAUCGUAUGGCUUAUAUGAAGCGGACAGAGUUUGGGAAAGUUGACUUGGAUUAUGUUCUUGGAAUUGGAGGCUUUGAUUUAGAGAGAAUUGAGAGUGCUGUCAACGCCGAAGGUGCUAAAGAAGCUCACAAGAGCCACGGUCAUGAUCACCACCAUCAUCAUCAUGAUGAGCAUGAUCACAAGCAUGAACAUCAUGAUGAUCAUCAUCAUUCUCAUGAUCACACUCAUGAUCCUGGUGUUUCUUCUGUCAGCAUAGUUUGUGAAGGGAGCUUAGAUCUUGAGAAGGCAAACAUAUGGCUUGGUACUUUAUUGUUGGAACGUAGCGAGGAUAUAUAUAGAAUGAAGGGUCUUCUCUCAGUUCAGGGCAUGGAUGAGAGAUUUGUCUUCCAGGGAGUUCAUGACAUAUUCCAAGGAUCACCUGAUCGGUUAUGGGGUCCAGGCGAGCCGAGAGUAAACAAGAUUGUUUUCAUUGGAAAGAACCUGGAUCAAGAGGAAUUAGAUAAGGGUUUUAAAGCCUGCUUACUGUGAUAAAUAUCAGAAAGAUUUACACUGACUCCAUUCUAUAUCUAUAACCUGAAAAUUGGUUCAUUGUAAUUGGCAGUAUGCAGCUUUUAUGGUGAAUCAUGUUGUAGUUCACGUUUAAUACCUUGAAAUUUUCGAGUCUAAAGAGAAAUCAGUGUUUUACUUAAACUGUUCAAGCGACCCAAAUUGGUUGUAAACACAUGCCAUGUUAUAAGUAGAGGUUUUUGUCAUCAACUGGAAUGUGAAUGAGAUACGUUUUUCAUUUGGUUGUAUUACAUAAUUAAUGAAUAUAUAAAUUUUGAGUAGAGAAAAAAAAGGAAACUUGGUUAGAUGACUAAUGAUUUUAGUGAUUCUGCAGUUUCUCAUUGAUGCUUUCUCUUUUCUGUUUAUUGGUUCCAAUCCUGGAAGUAUCAAAACGUUCUUUGAAUUCAACUGCAGCAGAAUGUAGGUUUCUGUUAGCUGACUUAACUGGAGAAAAGGAGUAUGUUGCUGAGAGCAGUGAUGAUUCUGAACCUGGGGAUGCUAAAAAUGGAGAAUAUCAAGAUUGUAGUGGGGAUGCUAAAAAUGGAGAAUAUCAAGAUUGUAGCGAUUUAAAUGAUGACGCAUAUGAUAAACAGUGAGUCUGGA